AUGAGUAGCCCCAAGCGGAGAAUCGAGACGGAUGAUGUAUGUGGAAUCGCCACCAAGACGACGCUGAACCGUGCUGAUGCGCGCAGGCUGAUGAGCGACUAUGAAGUCACUCUGGUCAAUGAUAACAUGUUCGUUUGCACGGAACCCGGAGCGACGCAAAACGAUGCGCAGCAGACUGACGGAAUCGCAGGCAAGAGUUCUACGUGCGCUCCUUUCGCCGGCGGUCUGUGGAAGAUCCAUGUCGAGCUCCCCGAUCAGUAUCCGUACAAGAGCCCCAGCAUCGGCUUUGUGAACCGCAUCUUCCACCCCAACAUCGACGAAUUGUCCGGCUCCGUUUGCUUGGACGUCAUCAACCAGACGUGGUCGCCCAUGUACGACAUGAUCAACAUCUUCGAGGUCUUCCUCCCCCAGCUCCUGCGCUACCCGAACCCCACCGAUCCGCUGAAUGGCGAGGCGGCUGCUCUGCUUAUGCGCGAGCCGAAGAGCUACGAUGCUAAAGUCAGGGAAUACGUCAACAAGUUCGCUUCCAAAGAAGCCGCAGACGAGGGCGACGAAGACAGCGAUGAGGAGGAAGAGAUGAGCUCGGUUGGCAGCUACGAGUCGGGUGAUGACGAGGAGCCGGCUGGCAACAUGGAGGAGAUUUGA
This is a messenger RNA of Diplodia corticola, 645 nucleotides long. Its product is annotated as ubiquitin-conjugating enzyme h. NCBI's taxonomy places the organism in Eukaryota, Fungi, Ascomycota, Dothideomycetes, Botryosphaeriales, Botryosphaeriaceae. Bases 1 to 645 code for a protein of 214 amino acids. The record is from RefSeq and is a predicted model, not a curated record. Gene Ontology annotation, cellular component: nucleus. Gene Ontology annotation, biological process: ubiquitin-dependent protein catabolic process; protein polyubiquitination. The transcript has 6 exons. Gene Ontology annotation, molecular function: ubiquitin conjugating enzyme activity.